This is a messenger RNA of Drosophila grimshawi, 2378 nucleotides long. RefSeq names its product glycine-rich cell wall structural protein (gene Cpr47Ef). The record is from RefSeq and is a predicted model, not a curated record. NCBI's taxonomy places the organism in Eukaryota, Metazoa, Arthropoda, Insecta, Diptera, Drosophilidae. Gene Ontology annotation, molecular function: structural constituent of chitin-based larval cuticle. Gene Ontology annotation, cellular component: chitin-based extracellular matrix. The coding region runs from base 187 to 2301 and encodes 704 amino acids. The transcript has 3 exons.
CAAGUUCCGUGACAAUAGACGAGGCCACAACUCGCGACAGAUUCCCGGCAGCAACAAAAGGGAUUUCCCCGUAGAUGAGACAACAGUUUUUGUGAUUUGUGUGUGCGAGUGUGUGUGUGCGUAAGUGCGUGUGUUCUCGAACUCCUUUGAAAUCCUUGCAGACUGUUGAAAAGACAGCAGACAAUAAUGCAUCUGAAACUGGCUCUGUUGGCGUCGCUGUUGACGCUGACGCAGGCAGCUCGGCUGGAUAAUAAAUAUUUGCCACCGCCGGCGAAUGCGGCCAGUGCGGGUGGUGGUGUGGGAGCGGGUCUACAAGGACCGGGUGGCGGCGGCGGUGGCGGCUUUGGUGGUGGCAACAAUGGACUGGGUGGCAUUAAUAAUGGACUUGGUGGUUUCUCGGGAGGCGGUGGACCAAGCCGACCGAUUGGAGCGGCGCCCUCGCCACCACGCGUACCAUCCGCGCCAGCGCCACCUGCCGGCGGACCCGUUAUACCCAUUUUAUCGUUUGUGAACGAAAACGAUGGCGAUGGCAACUAUCGCUUCAGCUAUGAGACAGGCAACGGGAUCAAGGCGGAGGAGGAGGGCACCGUGAAGAAUAAGGGAUCUGCGAACGAGAUACCCUCGGUGAUGGGCUCCUACACGUACACCAAUCCCGAGGGUGAGCUGGUGGAGAUUUCUUAUACGGCCGAUGAGAACGGUUUCGUGCCUUCCGGUGCGGCUCUACCGACACCGCCGCCCAUUCCGGAUGCCAUAGCAAAGGCACUGGCUGCUCAGGGCAUUUCUCCACUUCCUGGCGGUGGCUUCAGCGGUGGUUCAGGUGCCGCAGGAGCAGGAGCAGGAGCUGAUGGAUAUGGAGGUGGUGCGGGAGCAGGAGGAUAUGGUGGUAGAGGAGGAGGUGGUGGUGCUGGCGCUGGAGGUGCAGGAGGCGGCGGCGCAGGUGGCGCUGGAGCCGGAGGAUAUGGAGGAGGCGGUGGCCGUGGUGGCGCUUCAGGAGGCGGCGGUGCGUUCGGUGGAGGCGCAGGUGGCGGUGGUGCAGGAGGCGCUGGAGCGGGAGGUUUCGGAGGUGGUGCCGGUCGCGGAGGUGGCGCAGGAGGCGCUGGUGGUGUUGGAGCCGGAGGUUACGGAGGUGGUGCCGGUCGCGGAGGUGGCGCAGGAGGUGCAGGAGGCGCUGGUGGUGCAGGAGCUGGAGGUUAUGGAGGUGGCGCAGGAGGUGCCGGUCGUGGUGGAGGUGCGGGAGGUGCUGGAGCUGGAGGUUAUGGAGGUGGCGCCGGAGGUGCUGGGGGCGCUGGUGGUGCAGGAGCUGGAGGUUAUGGAGGUGGCGCUGGAGGUGCCGGUCGUGGUGGAGGCGCUGGUGGUGCUGGAGGCUAUGGUGGAGGCGCGGGAGGUGCUGGAGCUGGAGGUUAUGGAGGUGGCGCCGGAGGUGCUGGAGGCGCUGGUGGUGCAGGAGCUGGAGGUUAUGGAGGUGGCGCAGGAGGUGCCGGUCGUGGUGGAGGCGCGGGAGGUGCUGGAGCUGGAGGUUAUGGAGGUGGCGCCGGAGGUGCUGGAGCCGCUGGUGGUGCAGGAGCUGGAGGUUAUGGUGGUGGCGCAGGAGGUGCCGGUCGUGGUGGAGGCGCUGGUGGUGCUGGAGCUGGAGGUUACGGUGGUGGCGCAGGCGGUGCUGGAGCCGGAGGAUUCGGUGGCGGUGCCGGUCGUGGUGGAGGUGCAGGUGGCGCUGGAGGUUAUGGUGGCGGCGCUGGAGGUCCUGGAGGUGGAGGUGGCGGAGGUGCUGGAGCCGGAGGAUUCGGAGGUGGUGCUGGUCGUGGUGGUGCGCCAGGAGGUGCUGGAGGCGCUGGAGCUGGAGGUUAUGGUGGUGGCGCAGGAGGUGCCGGAGGAUUCGGAGGUGGUGCCGGUCGUGGUGGCGCACCAGGAGGCGGUGGUGGAGGCGCUGGUGGAGCUGGCGCUGGAGGUUAUGGUGGUGGCGCAGGAGGUGCUGGAGCCGGAGGUCGUGGCGGUGCCCCCGGCUUCGGAGGCGCAGGAGGAGCAGGUGGAGCCGGAGGAUUUGGAGGUCGGGGUGGUGCCCCAGGAGGAGGUGGUGCCCCCGGUUUCGGAGGCGGUGCUGGUGCGGGAGGAGCAGGUGGAGCUGGAGGAUUUGGAGGUGGUGCCGGUCGAGGUGGUGGACCAGGAGGACCUGGUGGAGCAGGACGAGGAGGUGCUGGCGGCGGCGGCGGUGCUGGCGGUCCUGGCUCGCAGUACAUUCCUCCUUCUACUGGUGGCGGACGUGGUAACGGGGAAUUUGAUCCACAGAGUGGCUACAUUUAUUAGAUCAGGCCAAGGUCGACGGAUGAAACCUCGAUACAAUUCAUUCUGCCGCAAAAUACUCGUAGCUCUCAGGUCAUAAG